Molecule: messenger RNA, 2404 nt
Organism: Diabrotica virgifera virgifera (western corn rootworm)
Lineage: Eukaryota; Metazoa; Arthropoda; Insecta; Coleoptera; Chrysomelidae
Product: protein ERGIC-53
Exons: 7
Coding region: 95-1594 (499 amino acids)
Biological process (GO): endoplasmic reticulum organization; Golgi organization; endoplasmic reticulum to Golgi vesicle-mediated transport
Cellular component (GO): COPII-coated ER to Golgi transport vesicle; endoplasmic reticulum membrane; Golgi membrane
Molecular function (GO): D-mannose binding
Source: RefSeq, a predicted model, not a curated record
UCUACCGUCAUCGUUAAAGGCCGAAACGGGACAAAUAAGAUCGGAACGUGCGUGAAGUUUGCCUCAUUUUAAAUUGCUCAGUGCGGUAGUAAACAUGAACUUGGAGGUGAUUUUAUUUGUAUUUUUUGGUGUUGUUUUAAAUUACAGUACCGCCAAUGUCGUCCACAAAAGAUUUGAGUACAAAUAUUCAUUCAAACCUCCAUACCUAGCCCAAAAAGAUGGGUCAGUGCCGUUUUGGGAAUAUGCUGGAAAUGCUAUUGCCAGUUCGGAAAAUGUGAGAUUGGCGCCUUCUCUAAGAAGUCAAAAAGGAGCAAUAUGGACAAAAAACCCCAUCAAUUUCGACUGGUGGGAUGUAGAUAUCUCAUUUAGGGUAACUGGAAGAGGCAGAAUUGGAGCCGAUGGAUUAGCAUUUUGGUACACCCAAAAUAAAGGCUCAGUCACUGGCGAAGUGUUUGGUUCAUCAGAUCAAUGGGUUGGAUUAGGUCUAUUUUUUGAUUCAUUUGACAAUGACAACAAACACAAUAACCCAUACAUUAUGGCAGUGUUGAACGACGGAACCAAGCAGUUUGAUCAUCAAAAUGACGGAAUCACCCAACAACUGGCUGGAUGUUUGCGCGAUUUCCGUAACAAACCUUUCCCUACUCGAGCGAGAAUAGAAUAUUACCAGAACACCUUAACAGUCUUAUUCCACAACGGCAGAACAAACAGUGAUGAAGACUACGAAAUGUGUCUGAGAGCUGAAAACGUCGUUCUACCCAAAGGAGGGUAUUUCGGUGUUUCAGCCGCCACUGGCGGACUUGCCGACGAUCAUGAUGUGAUACACUUCCUUACUAGUAGUUUACACCCACCAGAUCAAGUGCAACAGAAUCAAUUCCAAGGAGAAGAACAACAGAAGCUGCAACAGGAGUAUCAAGACUACCAACAGAAGUUGGAGGCACAAAAGGCUGAAUAUAAGAAGGAACAUCCAGAUGUGAAAGAACCAGAAGUCGAGGACUGGUACGAAUCGGACUCACAAAGAGAGCUCCGUCAGAUAUUCCAAGGCCAAAACCAAAUCUACGAGGUACUCAGAGAACUGAACAAAAAGAUUGACGAAGUCGUCGGACGACAAGAAAGGACAAUGAGUUUGAUAUCUCAGCAAGCUAGCAUGGUCCAAGCGGGCGGAGCACCUCCACCACCCCCUGGCGCAGCUCCUGUGCAACCCGGUGAAACCAUCAGAAGGCACGAAGUGGAUGCUUUGUUCAACAACCACAAUCAGAUUAGUGGUUACCUACAGGAACUCAAGCAAUUCGUCCUUGAAGUCAAAACUCGAGCCGAUACGAUUUUGAACAACCAAGCGAAACAACCGACAGCUCAAGUACAGUCGGUUGGAUACGAUACUCAAUCAUUGAUCUCAGAAAUGCGAGAUGGACUCAACCAUGUCAAGCAGAACAUCGCGCAACUUUCACAGAAAACGCCCACAACCCAAGGAUGUCCGACAGUGAGCUGUAUAUCUCUUACGGCUGUACUAGCCAUUGCGGCUGUACAGUUAGGCAUAAUUUUAGCCUAUAAUAUUUAUAGGGAUAACAAGGACAGCAGUAACAAGAAAUUCUAUUAGAGUGUAUGCGGAUAGUUCUUGAGAUUAAAUUUUUGAGUUAACAGUGGCGGGGUAAUUAACUUUUUUAGGGGCAUUUUGACAUUUUACCGAACGUAUUUAUUAUGUGAACAAGAGAAUCGUCUUCCUGUAUUUUAUAGUUUAACGUUUUUUGACAUGUAACAAAUUUUUCUUUGUAAUUUCCGUUUUCUAGCAAUUUACAUUGACAAAAGAAAUUACUUAGGACAAGUGGCCUAAAUGGAAUGGGUUACUUUUUAGUAAAGGUAGGAAAUACCUUUAAAAUGGUUAGAUGUGACUAAAAAAAUUAGUAAAUCGAAGAUAAAAGACACGUUUUUUGACAUGUUUCUGUUUGCAGGGGCGUCGAAUCAGUUUUUUGUUACCAUAUAUAUUGGCAUGUAAUUUAAUUAUAUUUUUGUGGACUGAAAUACAGUCAUAUUGAUAUGUGGAAAUGACAAAAAUGCUCCAAUAGAUGACUAGAACUGAUUUUUACAUGCCUACUAUUGAAAAUUGCAUUUAAUUGAACAUUUUUUCACAAUAUCUUCGUUUAUUGAAUUUAUUUAGUCACUAAGUCAGAUAUUAACAAAAAAAUACGUGAAAACGAAUAAAUUUUCCAUAACUUUUUUUCAUUGAGCUGUUUCUUUUGCUCUCUCUUAUAUUUUUUCUCUCUUUCAUGUUUUUCUCUCAUUUUGUUCUUGUAGUCCAAUUUUAAAUAUCUUGUGAUUUUUGUUAACACAUUUUUUGUGUUUUCAGACAGUUUUAGUGUUUUAUAUGUAAAAAAUUAAUAACUUAAUAAAGAAUUGAGGUUUUGUUAUA